Messenger RNA from Acanthopagrus latus (yellowfin seabream), 4853 nucleotides. Its product is annotated as protein NLRC3-like. Gene Ontology annotation, molecular function: protein binding. The record is from RefSeq and is a predicted model, not a curated record. The transcript has 12 exons. The coding region runs from base 1 to 3780 and encodes 1259 amino acids. NCBI's taxonomy places the organism in Eukaryota, Metazoa, Chordata, Actinopteri, Spariformes, Sparidae.
AUGAAUCAGUGUGAGGACAGAGAGGAGGGAGGCCCUCCCUCUAAAACCACUGGACCUGGACCUGGACCAGGACCUGGACCAGGACCUGGACCUGGACCUGAGCCCAGCUGUGUGUCCUUCAAGAGUGACCGGUCUAAGGGCCGUUGUAUUACUUUUAAAGGACAACCAGCUCGUGCUGUAAAGAGGAGACCAGCCUCUACUGGACCUGGACCUGGACCUGGACCUGAGCCCAGCUGUGUGUCCAUCAAGAGUGACCGGUCAAAUCCUCGUUACAUUAAUUUUAAAGGACAACCACCGCGUGCUGUAAAGAGCAGGAGACCAGCCUCUACUGGACCUGGACCUGGACCUGGACCUGGACCUGGACCUGGACCCAGCUGUUUGUCAAUCAGGAGUGACCGGUCAAAUCCUCGUUACAUUAAUUUUAAAGGACAACCACUUCGUGCCGUAAGGAGGAGACCAGCCUCUACUGGACCUGGACCUGGACCUGGACCUGGACCUGGACCUGGACCUGAGCCCAGCUGUGUGUCCAUCAAGAGUGACCGGUCAAAUCCUCGUUACAUUAAUUUUAAAGGACAACCACCGCGUGCUGUAAAGAGGAGACCAGCCUCUACUGGAGCUGAACCUGGACCUGGACCCAGCUGUUUGUCCAUCAAGAGUGACCGGUCACAUCCUCGUUACAUCAAUUUUAAAGGACAACCACCUCGUGCUGUAAAGAGAGUCGACCAGGAGAGCUCAGAGGUUCCCAGAGGUCCGUCUGUCCAGCAGCAUCAGACACACCUGGACUCCAUAUUUAUGCUGCUGGAGGAGAACAUUGUCACUUUUGUGAAGAACGAGCUGAAGAAGGUCCAGAAGGUUCUGAGUUCAGUUUACCCAGAAUGCCCAGAGAGUCAGAGGGAAGAUGAGGAGGUGUUGGAUGGUGAGGAUGAAGAGCAGAGGAGGAGCAGCAGAGAGGCAUUUCUGAAGAUCACACUUCACUUCCUGAGGAGAAUGAAGCAGGAGGAGCUGGCUGACUGUCUGCAGAGCAAACAUCUUGCUGCAGUUUGUCAGCGUGAACUUAAAUCUAACCUUCAGAAGAAGUUCCAGUGUGUGUUUGAGGGGAUCGCUAAAGCAGGAAACCCAACCCUUCUGAAUCAGAUCUACACAGAGCUCUACAUCACAGAGGGAGGGACUGCAGAGGUCAAUGAUGAACAUGAGGUCAGACAGAUUGAAACAGCAUCCAGGAAACCACACAGACCAGAAACAACAGUCAGACAAGAAGACAUCUUUAAAGUCUCACCUGGAAGAGACGAACCAAUCAGAACAGUGAUGACAAAGGGAGUGGCUGGCAUCGGGAAAACAGUCUUAACACAGAAGUUCACUCUGGACUGGGCUGAAGACAAAGCCAACCAGGACAUACAGUUCACAUUUCCAUUCACUUUCAGAGAGCUGAAUGUGCUGAAAGAGAAAAAGUUCAGCUUGAUGGAACUUGUUCAUCACUUCUUCAUUGAAACCAAAGAAAUCUGCAGCUUUGAAGAGUUCCAGGUUGUGUUCAUCUUUGAUGGUCUGGAUGAGUGUCGACUUCCUCUGGACUUCCACAACACUGAGAUCCUGACUGAUGUUAGAGAGUCCACCUCAGUGGAUGUGCUGCUGACAAACCUCAUCAGGGGGAAACUGCUUCCCUCUGCUCACCUCUGGAUAACCACACGACCUGCAGCAGCCAGUCAGAUCCCUCCUGGGUGUGUUGACAUGGUGACAGAGGUCAGAGGGUUCACUGACCCACAGAAGGAGGAGUACUUCAGGAAGAGAUUCAGAGAUGAGGAGCAGGCCAGCAGAAUCAUCUCCCACAUCAAGACAUCACGAAGCCUCCACAUCAUGUGCCACAUCCCAGUCUUCUGCUGGAUCACUGCUACAGUUCUGGAGGAUGUGUUGAAGACCAGAGAGGGAGGAGAGCUGCCCAAGACCCUGACUGAGAUGUACAUCCACUUCCUGGUGGUUCAGGCCAAAGUGAAGAAGGUCAAGUAUGAUGGAGGAGCUGAGACAGAUCCACACUGGACUCCAGAGAGCAGGAAGAUGAUUGAGUCUCUGGGAAAACUGGCUUUUGAUCAGCUGCAGAAAGGAAACCUGAUCUUCUAUGAAUCAGACCUGACAGAAUGUGGCAUCGAUAUCACAGCAGCCUCAGUGUACUCAGGAGUGUUCACACAGAUCUUUAAAGAGGAGAGAGGACUGUACCAGGACAAGGUGUUCUGCUUCAUCCAUCUGAGUGUUCAGGAGUUUCUGGCUGCUCUUCAUGUCCAUCUGACAUUCAUCAACUCUGGAGUCAAUCUGCUGGUAGAGGAAAAAAAAACAGACCGCCAAUCUGCAGAGAAACGUCUCUACCAGAGUGCUGUGGACGAGGCCUUACAGAGUCCGAAUGGACACCUGGACUUGUUCCUUCGCUUCCUCCUGGGUCUUUCACUGCAGGCCAAUCAGACUCUCCUCCGAGGUCUGCAGACACGGACAGGAAGUAUCUCACAGACCAAUCAGGAAACAGUCGAGUACCUGAAGAAGAAGAUCAGUGAGAAUCUGUCUCCAGAGAGAAGCAUCAAUCUGUUCCACUGUCUGAAUGAACUGAAUGAUCGUUCUCUAGUGGAGGAGAUCCAACAGUACCUGAGAUCAGGACGUCUCUCCACAGAUAAACUGUCUCCUGCUCAGUGGUCAGCUCUGGUCUUCAUCUUACUGUCAUCAGAAAAAGAUCUGGACGUGUUUGACCUGAAGAAAUACUCUGCUUCAGAGGAGGCUCUUCUGAGGCUGCUACCAGUGGUCAAAGCUUCCAACAAAGCUCUGCUGUCAGGCUGUCUGAUCACAGAGGAAGGCUGUACUUCUCUGGCCUCAGCUCUGGACUCCAACCCCUCCCAUCUGAGAGAGCUGGACCUGAGUAACAACAACCUGCAGGAUUCAGGAGUGAAGCGACUUUCUGCUGAACUGAAGAGUCCACACUGUGUCCUUGAAACUCUCAGGCUGUCAGGCUGUCUGAUCACAGAGGAAGGCUGUACUUCUCUGGCCUCAGCUCUGGACUCCAACCCCUCCCAUCUGAGAGAGCUGGACCUGAGCUACAAUCAUCCAGGAGACUCAGGAGUGAAGCAGCUGUCUGCUCGACUGGAGGAUCCAGGCUGGAGACUGGACACUCUCAGGGUGGAGCCUGCUGGAGAUCGAUGGUUGACACCAGGUCUGAGGAAGUAUUCCUGUGAGCUCACAGUCGACACAAACACAGUCAACAAUUACAUCAAACUGUCUAACAACAACAGGAAGAUGACACAUGUGGAGGAGGAUCAGUCAUAUCCUGAUCAUCCAGAGAGGUUUGAGUUCAGGUGUCAUCAGCUGCUGUGUAGAACUGGUCUGACUGGUCGCUGUUACUGGGAGGUCGAGUGGAGAGGAAGUGUUGAGAUAUCAGUGAGUUACAGAAGAAUCAGAAAGAGAGGAGGCAGUAAAGGCUGUGUGUUUGGAUGGAAUGAUCAGUCCUGGAGUCUGAUCUGUUCUGAUAAUAGUAGUUACUCUGUCUGGCACAAUAAUAGAAGGACAGUCCUCUCCUCCUCCUCCUCCUUCUCCUCCUCCUCCUCCUCCUUAUUCUUCCCCUCCUCCUCCUCCUCUGGUAGAGUAGCAGUGUAUGUGGACUGUCCUGCUGGCACUCUGUCCUUCUACAGAGUCUCUGACUCACUGAUCCACCUCCACACCUUCAACACCACAUUCACUGAACCUCUUUAUCCUGGAUUUGGGUUCUCGUCCAGUUCUGGUUCCUCUUCAGUGAGUCUGUGUGGUGUUUAGUGUGCAGAGUCUCCUCCUGUCACAGAAACAUUGUCAGUGCUGAACAGUUGAGUCUGUACAGGAUCACAGUCACAUCAAUCUUUCAGCUUCUUGUAAUAAAUUCAUAAUCAACUUUGUACAAAAUUUGAUUCAAACUGAUUGAAAAGAUUCUUCAUUUACAUUUGAAACUUCUUCCAUUAAAUUGUGGAAAUUGCGUUGACUUGUACUUUCUAUCAUGUGUUGUUUUGAAUUCUGGCUCUUGUUCCAAUAAAAUCCACAACUAUUAGUGAAAUGUAAGAAACAGAAAACAUCGACUCGUCUGCAGCUUUAAUUGUAAAGAAUCAUUGUGAACAAAGUUGUCAAUGGACAGUAAAAUCUGAUCAAAUGUACUCGACACUCCACCUGAAACACUCUGACUUGUUUCAUGUGUUUCUAAUGAUGAAACUAAAAGUUUGAUGGUGUUGGUUAACACAUGUAAUUAUGUCCGUAGUGACAGAGUCAUAAACUGCACAACAUCUCUUCAUUUCUGUCUGAUUAUUAUAUGAGAAGAAAACACAUUUGAAUGACAAUCACUGUGUUUCUCUCAGUGUUUUGUGGCUGUUGAAGUCCGGCUGUAUUUUCAGGACGUUUGCUGGAUUUGAAUCUGGUCCGUCAAACUAAACAGCUGUGAGAAAAGUCUUUCUCUGUCUGAGCCGGAUGGCUGAAGAUGUUUGGAAGUCAGAGAGCCGGAUCAAAUACUGAAACACUUUCAGAGAUCACAAACUAAACUGUCCUGAUGAAGUUUUUAAACAAGCGCUGAAGAGAUUUGAGCUCAUGUUUGAUGCUUCUGAACGUUGAUGUUCAGAGCAAAGAGUCCAAAACUUGUACAAAUUGUUCCUUUUUGUUUAAAUGUGACUUUGUUCGUGAAACGAUCAGCUGACGAGUUUAUAAUCAGACUGAAAGAUGUCGCACAGCGUCACUGAAAUGUUUCUCCUCUGCUGAAGUAGUUGAAUAUAAAAGUCUACUUGUGUCCUCAUCAUGUUGUCUGUCAGUGUGGAAACUGUAAAUAAUUCAUAUUGUUUUCAUGCUAUAUUAAAGGAACCAGAACACAUGAA